AUGGAAAGCCAACUUUCAAAUACGUCGGACGCUCUGGACGCGAUUAAAUCCCUAUACGAAACGGGAAAAUAUGCAGAUAUGAAAAUUCGCUGCGAAGAGAAAGUGUUCGACGUUCAUCGUGCGGUAGUUUGCAUCCGAUCACCGGUGAUUGCUGCAGCUAUGGAUGAUGAUCGUUGGGAAGAAGCUGCAAAAGGCGAAUACCACAUGAGUGAUGAGGAGCUGCCAAUUGUGGAGGUGAUGAUUAAGUAUUUGUAUUGUGGAAGUUAUGAUGAUCAGGUAGCCUUGGAAAGUAAAGCUUCGAAUGAUGAUUCACAGGUUGGAUUGCCGUCGAGUCCCCCCAAACAGGUGACAGGAACACUCGCAAAUCCAUCGAGCCAACCACGUGAAAUUAGGUGGUCGGAUUUUGCAAGAUCCGGAGGAUCCGGACUGAAUACUGCAUUUGGACAGGCGGAUCCUCAAGUUGCUCCCAUUACGAAACCAUCAUCAUUACUCUUCAACGCCAAAGUGUACAUUAUCGCUGAUAAAUACAUGAUCCCAGCUCUCAAAAGUCUAGCACAUGAGAAAUUUACAAAAAGUCUGAGGGAACAUUGGAAUACUCCAGAGUUUACUGCCAGUGCAGAGUUCCUCUGGGAAAACACUCCUGGAUCUGACAUGCUUCUUCGGAGAGUUCUGGUUGCGACUGCUGCGACUCACAUAGAUGUUUUACUUGAUAGAGGAGAGUUUGUCGAGUUUAUGUCAGAACAUGGAGAUUUUGCUGUGGGGGUUAUGAAGAAGAUGAAGGGAAGGGAUGACUCGGUUGUGGCUACUCCCAAUGUUGAUCAAGGGGCCAGGAAUUCCGGAAAACGUAAUGUGGUGGUGCUACCUAGACAUCGAUAUUCAAUAAUGGAAAUGGUUAUGAGAGAAUCUGAUCGAUCAUUAUCUCGAGAGAGCUUUGCAAAUACAGAAAACGAAGAACACACAUUGAUUGAAAAUUUAAUGGAGAGUGCAUCAGUAUCACGUCUAUCAUCGGCACAGGGAAGUUUGGCGCAUGACGAAGACGAGGAACGCGAUCAUGUAUUGAGAGAUGAAAAUGCAACGAUGAAGACGUUAGCGGCGGAUUUUGAUAGGCAAUCAUUAGGGGAGGAGAGCUUGCCAAAAGUACGGCGACAACACAAUAUUGGGAUGGCGUGUAAAUAUUGUGUAUUAUGUCAAGCCCAAUUUCCCCCCUUUUUUUCAGAAAUUUCGGGUAUUAAUACUUUCUGGAAAUGGCGACCAAAACGACAAGUGCAACCAUGGGAGUACAAAUUCCGUGCCGUCAUUGAAAUAAAUAGAGAUGAUGAAGAAGAAGAAGAUAUUGGGAUAACGGGACUGAUGACCUUUCCAGAAGGUGAUAGUCAAGAAAAGCUUGUGGCAUUGAUACCUUCUUCAUCGACCGAAUUUCUUUUAAACACAGUUUACAGUCCAGAUAACCCACCUUAUUGUGAAGCGUUUUGCUUCCAUGAUUGGUGUUAUUCGAUUCUUCGCUGGAGGCUGGGAAAGUAUAGCGAUGCUACUUUACAUAAGGUUUGCAAAAGUCUUUCAAUCUCCCCGGCGUGGGAGAAUAUCGCAGAGUCUGAAGCUUGCUUGUAUGACCAGGUUGUCAGAAAUAACCUAUUGUCAGAUAUGACCGAGCUUGGUCCAAAGUACCAACCUUUAUUCUUGUCGAAGCUACCCCUAGAGUUGAGAGCACUUAUCUGGGGAUAUGUCGGCCCAUCAUCUGCUUAUAGCUCGUUUAUGAUCGUGGCCAGCGAAACAUCACGUUUGUUUUAUAAGAUGCAUCGUCCAGCACAACUUGCUUUGGUAUUAUACCCCAAAUCACAUCUUGUUCCAAAAAUGAUUAGGAUCUUCGGUACAGAUUACAUACAGAGCCUCUGUGCUGAGUCAACCACAAUUCCAAUCACCGACUCAGCAAUUGCUUGCUCCUACAAACUCGCAAUAGGAACUCACGGUAUAUGUGCAAUCCAGAUAAUCAGUGAGGAUGGAUCUUCUUAUUGGGUUGGUAAAGUCCCUGCAUCUGGUCUCCUUUGGUAUGUCGACGCCCAACGAGAUUUUCGCAGAGACGUUAAGCUCCAUUACACUUUCAAACAGGGUCUCAAUAUAGAUGUACGCAAAAUGCAAACUUUCAGAGACGGAAUAUGGGACAGAGUUGAUUCACCAAAAUGGUCACAGGGAGGGUCAUUCUUGAAUUAUAUUCGUCGAGAUGGGUAUGGCUUAUACAGAUACAUCCCAUUCUAUAGUGGAUAUGAAUACAUUACAGGAAUAACGAUUCACUAUCAUAAGGAAUUUGUUACUGGGAUGGAAGCUUAUUAUGGGAAAAUCACUGAGCUCACAGGACUUUACAGCGGGGUGGCUCUUCACUUACCUCUGGAGUUCAGUGAACGCAUAUCUUAUGUAUGGAUCAAGCUCGAGGAAAAUAGAAUUCAGCGCUAUUACGAUCCAGCAUUCAUUAUCCAAACCACACAUGGAAGGACAUGUCAUCUGGGGCCGUAUGUCCCCCAUGAUGAGUACAAAUUCUACCAGUGGAAUCGUUUGACAUUUCAUGGACAAAUCACGGGAAUUUGUGUUGAGAAUUUUGAAUGGACCUUGAAGAACUUCAAUAUCAUCAGUGAUGGAAAUGAAGUGGAGCCUAUGCAACCACUACUUCACUACGAGACACCAAAACAACGACCUUACAUCUACCUUCCUCAAAAUUCCAAAUAUGGUGACUAUGAUCUUUAUUUUAGUUCUGCAAAGUUUUCCCAGAUGAAGAGGGUAACUUUAUGCAGGAUUAAUGAACGCUGCAUGGGGAUUCUAAUACAUUACCUGUUUAAACCGCCUGUCGUUUUGGGGCAAUGGUAUAAACCAGAAGUAUCAAGUCAUCAGAUCAUAUACGAUAGAAGCCAUCCUCCGCCUUCGAAAAUAAUGUUCCGAUCGGCACGAUUCGAGAACUCCGAAGAAGGUUUUGUGGUAGAUGUCAGUUUCACACAGGAAGAACUUCCACCUAUUGAUAUGAAUGAUCAAGUACAGGUAUUUGAUCUUGCCCUUGAACAGCAUAUUGCCUGGUGGUUCACAAACUCCACGGAUCUUAUUAGCCUCUGGAAUCUAGGCGAAGAGUCUGCACAAGGUGUAGAAAUGAGAGAAAUUAUCUGUCGGGAUCACGAAAUCCACACCUCGAAUGAACAGAUUGAUAAUACCCCAGAUAUCUUCAAAAACACAGCGAUGGAAGGCGAGAAUGAUCAUGACAUGACCCCGCAAAGUUCGACUGCAGUGGUCGGGGAAUCACGCAAUGAUAACGAGAUAGUGAAUUCUGAUUUCGUCACCCCGUACGAUGGAAUCGAUUCACCUGCCGAGAAUGCAGUUGAUGAAAGAGAAGAGGGGCCCGAGACCUUCAGAGCCGAACAUGAAAUGUCAGGUAGCCAAAACGAAGAUGAACAGGAAAAAGAGAACGAUGGAGCAUCUGUUCCACUUGCUUAUGCCCAGGCGAGUGAAUACUGUAUCCUCUGUCGAGCUCGACUUUUUCCUUUUUAUUUUGUAAAUGAGCCAAACCGCCGACGAUAUCAAGAAUGGCUUUCCGAAAAUCCAGCCGAGCAAUGGCAGCUGAAAACACGCGCAGUCAUGAAUCUCCGAUUGGAUGAUCAUGAGAGUCCCGUCAUGACAAAAGUUUUCAUGUUUGAUUCUCUAGCAGUCGACACCUCUUUAGUUGGUCAUCCUGCAUAUAGGAGAAUUGUUCUGGACCCCCGUCCAGAUCUAGAUGAUUAUAUAGACACAUCUGCUCAUUGUUUCCACGAUUGGUGCUAUUCAGUUUUAAGUUGGAAAACAAAGCAAAAUAGUGCCAAAUUUUUGUUUGAAUUGGGUAGGAACCUCAAUACUUCGACUGUUUGGGAGAAACCUGCUGAAUGGAAUGGUCCACUCUACCCACAAAUCGACAUUAAUGCCUUACUCUCUACAGCCGACGAUGGAUUCGCAAGGCUUCAACCAUUGUUUCUCUCAAGACUUCCUGUUGAGAUUCGUUCUCGAAUUUGGAGUUAUGUUGGAUCCGAAACAGCCUAUUCUGCAUUUUUAGCACUAUUCAAUGAGGUUUACGACACAGAAGACAUCCGAGCCUCAGCCCAAGAUACAAAAUCCAGUGGUGGAAUUGAAAUUUUACAAACAGUGACCGAGAUCGAUAUCGUUUCAAGUGUACACGGCAUCUACGCCAUCAGAUUUUCGGGGUCUAGUUGGACGUCUGAGUGGCUGGGCAGGAUUCCUCAAACAGACCAUUCCUGGUAUGGCACAAUUCAGGUAGACGACACCAACUUAUUGAUAUACUCCCAUAAUGUAAGCUUCCUUGAUUGUUCAUCUCUGAACGAGGUCUAA
Messenger RNA from Botrytis fragariae, 4353 nucleotides. Its product is annotated as putative btb poz domain protein. The transcript has 10 exons. Gene Ontology annotation, molecular function: protein binding. The coding region runs from base 1 to 4353 and encodes 1450 amino acids. Lineage: Eukaryota; Fungi; Ascomycota; Leotiomycetes; Helotiales; Sclerotiniaceae. The record is from RefSeq and is a predicted model, not a curated record.